Molecule: messenger RNA, 1471 nt
Organism: Capsaspora owczarzaki ATCC 30864
Lineage: Eukaryota; Filasterea; Ministeriida; Capsasporidae
Product: short-chain specific acyl-CoA dehydrogenase
Exons: 4
Coding region: 39-1289 (416 amino acids)
Biological process (GO): butyrate catabolic process; fatty acid beta-oxidation using acyl-CoA dehydrogenase
Molecular function (GO): flavin adenine dinucleotide binding
Source: RefSeq, a predicted model, not a curated record
GCUUUUUUUGUGCACAUUUCAACAACUUGUCAAAAACAAUGCUACGAUCGCUCAUCCGCCUGCCCUCGGCCGCCAACACCGCCGCCGCUGCUGCUGCUGCUGCGAGUGCUGUGACGUCCGUCUCACGCCGUGGGAUGAGCGCGGUGGUCGCGCUGUCCGAGGACCACCAGAUGCUGCGCCAGAUGUGCCGCGAUCUUGCCGACAAGGAGCUCGCGCCGAACGCGGCCAAGCACGACAAGGACCACUCCUUCCCGAAGGCGCAGGUCGAGCACCUGGCCAAGCUCGGGCUCAUGGGCAUCACCACGUCGACCGACUACGGCGGCUCUGGCAACGAUUACCUCGCGUAUGCCAUCGCCAUGGAGGAAAUCUCGCGCGGCGACGCCUCCGUCGGCGUGAUCAUGUCGGCCCACAACUCGCUCUACUGCGCGCCCGUUGGCAAGUUUGCAACCCACGAGCAGAAGAAGCUCUGGCUCACCCCGUUCGCCUCGGGCGAGCAGAUUGGCUGCUUUGGCCUCAGCGAGCCGGGCAACGGCAGCGACGCCGGCGCCGCUAGCACUACGGCAAAGCUCGUCGGCGAUGAAUGGGUGCUCAACGGCACGAAGGCAUGGAUUACCAACGCGUACGAAGCGUCCGCGGCGAUCGUCUUUGCCACCACCGACCGCAGCCUCAAGCACCGCGGCAUCAGUGCUUUCAUUGUUCCGACCAACGCUCCGGGCUUCUCCCUCGGCCGAAAGGAAGACAAGCUUGGCAUCCGCGGCUCCUCGACCGCCCAGCUCAUCAUGGAGGACUGCCGAAUUCCCAAGAACAUGCUCCUCGGCAAGGAGGGCGAGGGCUUCAAGAUUGCCAUGAUGACGCUCGAUGGCGGCCGCAUCGGCAUUGCUGGCCAGGGCCUCGGCAUUGCCCAGGCGUCGCUUGACUGCGCAGUCAAGUACGCCCGCGAUCGCAAGGCGUUUGGCAAGCCAAUCUGCGACCUGCAAGCCAUCCAGUUCAAGAUUGCCGACAUGAACCUCAAGCUGCACAGCGCUCGUCUGCUCACCUGGGCUGCCGCACAGAAGGCCGACAGCCACCUCGACUUUACCGAGUUUGCCGCCAUGGCCAAGCUCGCUGCUUCGGAGACUGCCACCUUCAACGCUCACCAGGCCAUCCAAAUCCUCGGCGGCAUGGGCUACGUCUCGGACAUGCCUGCAGAGCGCCACUACCGCGAUGCUCGCAUCACCGAGAUUUACGAAGGCACCAGCGAAGUCCAGCGACUCGUCAUUGCUGGCAAGGUGAUCAAGUCGUACGCCUAAAAUGCACGCCAAUGCACAGAUCUCUCUCUUUUUUAUUUUCCGUUUUCUCAUUUGCAUUUACUGACAAUCCGAGCCUAGAUACUGAGAAGGGUGUAGUGAAAAAAAGUUGUUGAUGUGAAGCUAGUGUAAUGUGCAUAAAGAGAGAAGAAAAAAUAUUACAAGCCACCCCAGUAUCAAAAAAC